AUGAAGAUCUUAAGUGUAGCACCGAGUGUUAACUUGGGAUCCGUAGCGACCUCCAUACCAGCAGUGAAUUUCUCAAGGCCAAAUUUGGGAUGCUCCUUCGCUAUCGGCAUAGGAGGCUCGAUUAUUGCCCACAGCGAGAUUCCUACAAGAGAAGCGGUGAAUAGAUUAGUAGACGUUCACCAAGAUGUAGUAAAGUAUGGUAUACAACGACGUACCAUCCUUGAUAGUAUAGCCCUUCACAUUGAUCUCGCCGUUGUCUACAUAACCCUUGGACGCAGCCACCAGAGCCACAUUCUUAAGGGUAAAGUCAAAAUCGGUGUCCUUAACGUUAUGGAAGAGUUCCGACAGGUUGAAUCGAUCAACAAUGCCAUACACAAGCCAUUCUCUCUUCUUGGUCUGAGCCUGGCGUCCGUAGAACAGGCCUACCCUGAAAUUACGUCCGGAGUAGUCGAUGUCACCAGUCACCGAGAACUUGCUCUUGCGGUUGCGGAGAUUCUUGUCAAUGACCUCUUCCUUCUUUUCGAUCUUGUCGUUUUCUGCGCUGGGGUCAAUAGAAUCGGGCGUCUUUGCUUUAGAGUUAGCAGCCUUUUCCUUGGGAGCAUCUUCGAUGGCCUUGGAUUCUUUCUCUUUCUCUUUCUCAUCUUCUUCCUUCUCACCCUGAUUGGUCUUGUCGAUCUUUGGCGGCUUGGCCCCAAUUUCAAUAUCCAAAGCUGCCUUCUUCACGGUAAUUUCCGUGCCUUCAAUCUUGAAGUCAGUAACAUCACCGUGUAUGGCCAACCCAGCUGA
Aspergillus oryzae RIB40 is the source of this 786-nucleotide messenger RNA. RefSeq lists its product as uncharacterized. The transcript is spliced from 2 exons. The record is from RefSeq and is a predicted model, not a curated record. The coding region runs from base 1 to 786 and encodes 261 amino acids. Lineage: Eukaryota; Fungi; Ascomycota; Eurotiomycetes; Eurotiales; Aspergillaceae.